GGGGCCGAGAUGGCGGCGUGCGAGGCGGCGGAGCGGCGCGGGCCCGGCUCUGGAUGAGGGGCGGCCGGAGGCUGCGGGAGCGGCCGCCUCGGCCCCUGGAGCCCCGCGACCCCCGGCGAGGCCUCCCCCCCGGGGCAGGACAGUAUUGGAGCAGCCUACCUAAUGAUCCACCUUCCUGACUCUUCCUAACUUAAAGCCUGGAAUAUAAAAAGUGAUUUAAAUGCCAUAGCAUAUUUGAAAUCAAGCUGUCCUUCCAUGGAAUACUCAUGGCCUGAGGAAAAUGUCACAGGGGUGCCUUCUCUUCUCAUCAGGAGGAGGGGUUUCUUACCAUGGCCAUAACACAGUUCCGACUCUUUAAAGUCUGUACUUGCCUGGCAGCAGUGCUUUCUUUCAUUAAAAAGUUAAUAUGCAGUGCUCAUGUUUUCAGAGCUUGGAGGAAUCCUACAUUUUUUUUUCAGGUCUGGAAGAGGGCGAAAGUUAAGUGGAGACCAAAUAACUUUGCCAACCACAGUGGAUUAUUCAUCUGUUCCUAAGCAGCCUGAAGUAGAAGACUGGUCUUCAUGGGAUGAAGAUGCACCUACAAGUGUGAAGAUUGAAGGUGGCAAUGGUAAUGUGGCUGCUCAGCAAAAUUCUUUGGAACAAAUGGAACCUGAUUAUUUCAAAGAUAUGACACCAACUAUAAGAAAAACUCAAAAAAUAGUUAUUAAAAAACGAGAGCCUUUAAAUUUCGGGAUUCCAGAGGGAAACACAGGAUUUUCUAGCAGAUUAGCAGCUACACAAGAUAUUCCUUUUAUUCACCAGUCUCCUGAACUGGGAGACCUAGAUACAUGGCAAGAAAAUACAAAUGCCUGGGAAGAAGAAGAAGAUGCUGCUUGGCAGGCAGAAGAAGUUCUUAGACAACAGAAGAUAGCAGAAAGGGAAAAAAGAGCAGCAGAACAACAGCGUAAGAAAAUGGAGAAAGAGGCACAAAGGCUAAUGAAAAAGGAACAAAACAAAAUUGGUGUAAAACUGUCCUAACAGAAACCAUGCAGCAAUGACAGUGAAAAGAGAAUUUCAGCUCCACAAUAUACAUAUUGGUAUUGAUUUAACUAUUUAUGGGACUUCAACACACUGCUUGGUUUCAAUGCAUUCUUCAGGUCAUCUUGGAAGCCAGGAUUUUCCCAAACUAUCUUGAACUACUAGUACGUAGUUCUUAAAGGAGAAAAGUCCCACAGAAGAUCAUGCCUUGAUGGAAUGUUUCCCUCAAUAGUUCUUUUCCAGCACCCUUCUUUGCAGCAAAAUUGAUUGACAAGGAUGUUGAUUGAAAAACACUCUUAAUGAACAGCUCAAGCCUAGAGAAAAGAAUGUAAAUAUUGAGUGGUGGGAAAUCUACCUGUAUUGUCUGUGCUUACCUGAAACAUGUAAUUAAACAGUUUUAAAGAAC
This is a messenger RNA of Pseudopodoces humilis (Tibetan ground-tit), 1423 nucleotides long. NCBI's taxonomy places the organism in Eukaryota, Metazoa, Chordata, Aves, Passeriformes, Paridae. The record is from RefSeq and is a predicted model, not a curated record.